This is a messenger RNA of Trichobilharzia regenti, 2417 nucleotides long. NCBI's taxonomy places the organism in Eukaryota, Metazoa, Platyhelminthes, Trematoda, Strigeidida, Schistosomatidae. The record is from the annotation of a GenBank genome assembly.
UCUGUAGCAGUGUUUAUUUUUACAGGAUAGGGUUGAUAGCCUCAUGCCCGACCUUUCCUCUCUACCAGCUUUAUUACUGGCUUAGCGAGGUAGACGAUUGCGUCGGCCGGGGAUCGAACCCCAGACCACAUGCAUGGUCGUUGAGGGUCCUAACCACUGUGCUACCGACGCACUUAUUUUUUAAUUUAAGGCUUUUUAUUUAAACAUUAGCUUUAUAUCCUAGAUGUUACACAGUACAGUAGGGUUGUAGUUCUAGCACGUAAGAUGUUUCAGUCAGCUCUGUAAUUGACUAAUGAAAGUCAUUGUUUGCAUCUCUUCCCCGGAUUGGUAUUUGUGUAUUUCACUUUAACAUUAUUCAGUUUUGUAAUAUUUUUAAAUAAAAAUGUUUGUCUGUAGGCGUGUUAGCCUCAUUUCCUAUAACACUUCUCGAAUAUAAAUUAGUACUAUUGAUCAUUUGUAUGUAUGGAUGUAGCGUAGCCAGUUUGUCUGUAUUCGACUAAAUGUAAACAUUUAGUGUUUAGGAGAAAAUGAUUUAAAACCAUGUAUUUAUUGAGGUCUUAUUUAAAUGACUCAUUUUUAUCUUAUACAAUGACAUUAAAGAUAUGUAAUAGUUUUACUAACAUGAUCUUAAUUUUCUGUGGGCUUUUUCACUCAUGUACAUCAAACAAAAUCGGUAUGAUAAACUAUUCACAUUUAACGCUUGUUUACUAUGAAGUUCAUUCUCUACUGAUAAACCUCAGAUAAUUCACUCGAAACAAUUAUCCCAACUGGAUAUCAGAAAUGUUCACCUGUUUCCUUAAAAUCAGAAGAAGAUGUAGUCUUUACAAUAAUCCUUUACGAGUUUUGUCUACUUCAAGUAAUGCGGAGUUGUCUUACAUGCAAAAACAGUAUUCUAUGCUGGACAAAGAAUGCAAGGAACGUGUAAGUACUUUGGAUCCAGUCAAUCCUCGGGAUAUAUUUGUAAAUAAUGAAGUAAAACUGGGAAAAGUUCAAGUUUAUGGCUUCGAUUAUGAUUACACGCUAGCUCACUACACAUCUGAACUGGAUAAAUUUAUUUUCAAUGAAUCGCGCACCUGGCUUGUUGAGCAAAUGAAAUAUCCUGAAGAAAUUCUGAACUGUGAUUAUGUGGAAUUUGCCAGGCGUGGUUUACAUUUUGAUGUAAAAAGGGGACUAUUAAUGAAAGUAGACGCUUUCCAUCAUAUUCAACUGGAUACUGUUCAUCGUGGCUUUACACUCCUAUCACUGAAUGAAAUCCUAAAUGUUUACCGUGGAAUUCAUCUGGCUAGUGAUGUUUUGAAACAAAAGAUAACACCCAGUGAUACUGUUAUGCUUCAGUUAAUGGAUUUCUUUCGAUUGCCAGAAAUCAAUCUUCUCUGUUCAAUCAUCGCUUUUUUCGAUAGAAGUGGUAUAAACUACAAACCUGUGUAUGUUUAUCAAGAUGUUUCUACGGCUGUAGCACGGAUUCAUAAGUCUGGUCUCCUAGGUCAAACAGUCAUGUCUAAUCCAGAAAAGUACAUAGUAAAAGAACCUCAACUGCGUAAAUUUUUAUGCCGAUUAGUGGAGAAUGACAGGAAGCUAUUUGUGAUAUCAAAUAGUUCAGCUGCAUACAUUGAUCGAGGACUAAGAUUUUUGAUUGGAGAAGAUUGGCAAGAAUUAUUCGAUGUAAUCAUUUCUCGUGCAAACAAACCGACCUUUUUUAAAUCACAAUUGGGUCAGUUUCGACGUACUGAUGUGGGUGGUACAUUUAAACACUGGGAAGCAGUACAAGGAUUUAAACGAGGUCAAAUGUAUGAAGGAGGUUGUUUGGAACAAAUGAUUAAACUUACUGGAUGGUCUUCAGCAAGCAUAUUAUACUUUGGAGAUCAUGUGUAUGCAGAUCUUGCAGAUGUGGCGAGUAUAUAUGGUUGGAUGACUGGAGCUGUUAUACCCGAACUGGAACAAGAACUCAUUGCUGCCAAUGAUCCUGACUUCAAAAUGAAUCUUAGACGCCUAAAAAUAUUGGAGAAGCUAAUCCAAGAGAAUCAACAUGUCACUUCACCCGAAGCUAAGUCAUUACUUGAACAAUGGUUUGAUGAACGAAAUGCUCUAAGACGUUCAAGUAAAUUUGUAUUUGAUCCUCAAUUUGGAAGUAUUUUUCGUUCAUUUCAUAAUCCUUCGUACUUUUCACAACGUCUUGGACAAUAUGCUACAUUGUAUACAUCAAGGAUAACAAAUCUACUGCACUUCCCGUUGGAUCAUGCAUUUUUCCCCAAGAGAACUGCUUUACCCCAUGAACCGGAUUGAUUUUUGAACUAUUUUUAAUUUAAAUAAUAAUGUAACCAGUUAUUUCUUUGUUUUUAUUGUGAAUUUCCUUUCACUUUUUGUCAAUAAUAACUUUCUCUUAACUGAAAUAAAAGUUAUUGUUAGUAAAUAUGAAC